This is a messenger RNA of Cuculus canorus (common cuckoo), 5671 nucleotides long. RefSeq names its product TRPM8 channel associated factor 2 (gene TCAF2). The record is from RefSeq and is a predicted model, not a curated record. Lineage: Eukaryota; Metazoa; Chordata; Aves; Cuculiformes; Cuculidae. The transcript is spliced from 8 exons. Bases 1439 to 4213 code for a protein of 924 amino acids.
GAAAACCAAGUUUGCUUAUUGGGCAUUAAUUCCAUUUACUUAGAUACAUGUGUUACCAUCAGUAGACAAAGGAUCUUCACCUUUACUUCAGUUAUCUGGAAAUGGAUUUACUACUCUGUCUGCAGAUUAGCGGUGUUGCAAAUGCAGGAACCUCAAGAUGGCUCUGCUGUGAUAUGAGAACUUAAGUGGCAACAGUUGGCACCAUCUACAGACUCUCUGUGUCUAUAGUUAGCAAUAUCACUUACCUUCCCUCAACAAGAUUUUAAAUGUUCUUGAAACUUAAUUAGGUAGGGUUUUUUUUGCUUUAUUCAAGUGCUUUCCUCACCACCACUCUAUCAUUACCCCCAAGUUCAGUGUUCUAGGCAAAGCAGUUACACAAGAAAACAAGCUGGUUCUUCACAGCAAAAAGCCUACUCUAACAUGUAAUCUGAGAUUACUAGAGUUAAACCAGGCAGUUUAACAAACGUUCAUGGAAUUUCACCCCAAGGCAGCUUAGUUCUAGCAGCCAACACUGUAAAACUCAGAAAUUAUUACAUUGUACAAAUCUGGCCUCCCCACAAUUCUGACCUGGACUGCCACCACUCCAAUUUCACACGCAGCUGGCAAGGAUGUUUUCUUCUCAAGAGGUUCCUUAGCCUAGCUCACAAGACCAGUAUCAACUAAGUCUACACUGAACAUAAAGCAAGAUCACUCAAUCUCUCUGAAACUUAUAAAAAAAUAGGGAAUAAGACUGACACAUCUCAUAGGUCAAGGAUAUGAAGCCUGGCUCUUAACAGGAUUCCUGAAGAAAAUUUGAGUUUUCUGCAAUAUUGAUUGAAACCAUCUGAGCCAAAGCUCUGCAUUAUUUAGCCAAGAAAAGGGAACCAGUUAAGGAUCCUAUUUGUUUGCACCUAUAGAGAUCUGGAAAAUACACUGGAAAAUAAUGUGGUAACCAACAUAAACAACAUACUGCUUAGAUAUAUGCAAAGAAAGUGGACCCAGACUAGUAAUUUUAAAGCAGCCAAUCUGAAGUCACUUCGAAGCAACAACUGCAUUUAAUGGAUGUUUACUAAGCAUUUCUAAAUGCCAUUCUUGUACUGUUGCAACAAGUUAUCCAACAACAAAGCCAUAAAUAUUUUAUUUUCAGUGUUUACACAGUAUUACUUGCAUUUUUUUCCAUACACUCAAUACGGCAACCCCGUCUUCCACAGGUUUACAGUUCCCUUUCGAUAGGAGAAAGCCGACUUUUCUAUUCAUAUUGCACCUGCAAAUGUUUCUGUCCCUAAACUUCAGUAUUUCUACCAGAGGCAGCGAGAGCACAUCAGCGACACGAGGAGAAGCCAGAGGGCUCCGAAGGGCACCAGCAGAAUUUUGUCUUUCCUGCAGCACCGUUUUUUUCCUUCUGGAAGCCGUUAAUUCUGGAAUUUCCCCGCGAUUAGCAGAACGCUUCUAUUGAUCGAUGAAGGCCUCAGACGAGACCGAGGAGGUUUCUAGAGAUAGGAGUGACCCGAAGAUGAUACCCUCUGCCACCUAUGAGCUGUUAGUGGAUGGUGUUGGACCAUGGGACUUCACUGGAGGUUUUGUUCCUUGUGAGCUGCUACUUGUUGGAGAGCACGCUUACCCUGUGCUUGUGAGCUCAAAGAAGCAGGUUCUCAUUGCUGUUUCACAGUAUGGGAAGGGUCGGAUGGUGGUUGUUUCCCACGAGGGAAUCUUGAAGGACUCCAAGUUUUCCCAGUUCCUCAGAAAUGCUGUGGAAUGGCUCAAGCCUUCCCCUGAGGCCCUGGUUGGUGUCCAUCCUCAUUUGGAUUCCCUCUCCCAGAUGCUGCUCAGGGCUGAUGCUGAAGUACAUGCUGGGGCAGAGCUCAGCCCCUCUCUGGGAGUGUACUGUAUGGAUGCCUAUGACAGCAGGCAGGCAAAAGAACUGGUUGGCUUUGUAAAGGAAGGUGGAGGGCUGCUCGUUGGUGGCCAGGCCUGGCACUGGGCUAGUCAACAUGGCAAGGAGAAGGUGCUGUUUGAAUUCCCUGGGAACCAAGUGACCAGCGUGGCUGGCAUCUAUUUCACAGGAAACACUGUGGAGAAAGGCAUCUUCAAAGUUGCUAAGAAAGUUCCCAAGAUGCCAUUAAUUGUCCGGCACCAGGCCAACCUCAGGCUUGAUGCUGAGUUUCUCCUGCGUGGUGUACCGGAGCUGGAUUUGGUGACAGGGGGCAUGCCCUCCAUCUUGCUGGUCCAUGGUCUGCUCUCCUUCCCACUCUGCCUGGACAGCUCACACCACUGCCUCCUGGCUGCAGCACAUUAUGGCCGAGGCCGUGUUGUGGUGGCAACCCAUGAGAGCCAGCUCUGCUCCCCAAAGCUGGCCAGGUUCCUGCUCAAUGCUGUCCGCUGGCUGGAUGCUGGAAGACAGGGAGUGGUGGGUGUAGCUGCCAGCCUGAAGAAACUAUACAGCCUCCUCUCUCAGGAAGGGGUGAAGUCGCAGGUGUCACAGCUGACGGGUGACAUCAGUGUGUACUGCUGCUCUUCUUAUGGCGACAGAGAAGCAGAGAGGAUUCAUGCUUUUGUGGCAGAGGGAGGUGGCCUACUGAUUGGAGGCCAGGCCUGGUACUGGGCUUCCCAGAAUCGUGGCAAAGCUGCUGUGGCAAAAUAUCCUGGCAACAAAAUCCUCAACCCCUUUGGGCUGAGCAUCCUGGGGCAGAGGGUGCAGGCAGCUAAGCACCCAGCUGUGGGGCCUGGGGAGCACUACCACUUCCGCAAGGCACUCACUCUUUUCAACAGGCACGUAGACAUGCAUGAGGAGCUCAAGGACCCCUUAAAGAACUGGCUGCAAAGGCUAACAGAAGACUGUGCUGCCUUUCUUCACAUCCCAGCCCAUGACUGCCCUGCAUAUGCCUCGCUUCACCGUAUCCUGACCAAAACACUUAAGAGAAGUGGGAUCCCACAUGUCAGCAGGUAUUGCCCUGUUAAGAGCAACUCCAAAGAGGCGGUCCUUCUCUGCAUGGCGACUGAGCUGUCUCUCACCAUGACAGACAGUGCCACCCUAGUGCAGAAACCUGCUGUUGGGGUCUGUGCCUUCCCCAUCACUGUGGAAAUAGACAGCACAAACCCAGGUAAGACAUCCUGGAGAAGUACAGGACUCUACCUCCCUGAAGGACACACAGCAGUUAUAACAUUCCCUUGUGUGGUGGUCGGUGCUGGUCUGAAGGUGCAGAUUGGGUGUCACACAGAUGACCUCUCUCACGCCAGAGAACUGAAACGAGCCCCAGUGGUAAUACGCACCUGUGAUAUUGCCUGCCAGAAACAGUCUGUUUCCUGCCUCUGGGGUGGACUCAUUUACAUCAUAGUACCAGCAAGGAGCAUCCUGGGGAAAGUGCCCAUCACGAUAGAAGGGGCAGUCAGAGCUCCGUUCUUCAAGCUUGGGGAGACCUGUGAAAGCCAGUGGAAGGAUUGUAUCCGGCACCACCCUGCUCCCUGGGCAGAACUGGCUGUUGAGAAUCUCAUCCUGACAGUGCCAUCUGACACCAUCCGCCACAUGGAGGACCCACAGCCGCUGCUGACCCUGUGGAAUGAGAUCAUGGUGGCGAUAAGCAAAUUGGCAGCCAUACCAACAAAAUUCCCAAGGCCAGAGAGGAUUGUGACAGAUGUCCAGAUCUCAUGUGGCUGGAUGCAUGCUGGCUACCCCAUCAUGGGACACAUAGAUUCAGUGAAGGAGAUGUUAGACAUGAAGCACAUGCAAACUGCUGGUCUUUGGGGUCCUAUCCAUGAGCUAGGACACAAUCAACAGCAACAAGCAUGGGAGUUUCCCCCUCAUACCACAGAGGCCACCUGCAACCUCUGGUCUGUCUAUGUUCAUGAGGAGGUGCUGGGGAUUCCCAGGCAUAAGGCCCAUCAGGCGCUCAGGUCACAGUGUCGAGAAGAAAGGAUUAGACAGUAUCUGAAGAAAGGUGCUCAACUAAAGGACUGGGAGAUGUGGACUGCUCUGGAGACGUACCUGCAGUUGCAGGAAGGGUUUGGUUGGGACCCCUUCACCCACCUCUUCUCUGAUUACCAGAAAAUGUCCACCAUCCCAAAAGACAAGUCUUCUAAGAUGAACUUGUGGGCACAGAAGUUUUCUCAGCAGGUGAAUAAGAACCUGGCUCCUUUUUUUACAUCCUGGGGUUGGCCUAUCAAGAAAAAACUGUCUGUGGAACUGUCCUCUUUACCUAAUUGGGAACAGGACCCAAUGAAAUCCUAUAGACCAUGAAGGAAAAAUAUCUAAACCUUGAUUCUCAGACUAGCUACUGCCUAUCUUUUUCGCUUUGUGUGCUGCAUAAUAGCUCACUGGGUGCUUAAGAUUACACGAAAUUCUUUAGCUUCCUGCUAUUAAUAGAAGUCUACCCCAACAGAAAUUCAGCAGAAACUUGUACGGAGCUCAGUCACCAUCUAAGCCAUUUUAUGAAGGGUUAAAUAACAAAUGAGCUUUGUUCUGUUUUUGUCACCUCAGGAGGAAUGUAAUUCUGAGUAGAUUUGAUUCCUGUCAAACCUUUCUCUGGUGAAAAGGCAAUUUUAGGUCUGCAGUAGUCACUAGAGUCGUCUCAAGGGCAAUAGCAAUAGAAUAUAGGUCAGUAAAGUGAAUAGUAGCUUCCACAAUGUUGUGUUCUUCAGUUACAAUUUCAGUAACAUAAGAGUUUCACUAUGGUUUCACUAUGGUUUUGGAUACCCUAAAAUCCCUAGUCUUCAAUUGCUCCUAAUAUGCAGAACUUCCACACCUGCUAUCAUGGAAGUGACCUUAUAAUGCUUAUCUGCGUCUUUUAUAAUACAUAGCUGAUACUGAAAUGCUGUAGAAGUCUUCCUAAUUGUAUGACUGUGUCACCUGAUGUCCAGUUUUAUGUAAGUGAAUUAUAAGUUGUAGCUGUUGGUCUUAACCAUAGCCUGACAGCAAGAUACAUGGCAUGGAAGACUGGAGAGUGGAAACAAAGAAUAGGUGACUUGAUUGUACUCAGUAAUGGUUUAACUUGUGGAUUCAUCAAAGGUUAAAAAAGUAGGCUCUGACAUGACAGCAUGAGGGAGCAGAGAGGACAAAGACAGCAGUUCAUCAAGACAGGACCGACCAUUUCCAAGGAACAGCAGAAGCUAAUCAUUCUCUCACCUCAGUCAUAAUUACUUGACUAGCACACCACACUGGUGACUACACAGCGCUAGCAAGCUUGUUUAUGUUUAACCUAAUAGCAUACCAGUCCCAACCCAUUCCUUGUGUAUCAGCAAUAAAUAAAACAAUUGUGGACUUGAGGGUUGUAUGUGUGAUCCUACUUUCAUGUUUCUAUGCCCCCUAAAAAAGCCUAAAUUGAAGUGACACAAAGAUUUGUUACAGCAGCUUUCUAUUUUUGUUCUGGCUCAGAUAUGGUUCUGAUUUCCAUCUGAUUCAUUGGCAUAAUAUUUUACUUUGUCUUUCAAAUUUUCUUCCCAUUGUUAUUCACUACUGGUAUGAAUUGUUCUUCCAAUAAAAUAAAUGCAGAGGCUAAUAGUGGUGUAGACAGUGUUUCAGUACUGAUUUGGUCCUGAAGAGGAAAAGCAUAAGAAAAUUUACAUGGUGGAAAGAUUUAGACCUGACUCUACCUACAGAAGCAGAUUUCACCCCUAAUGAGUUUCUGAAUAAAAGUUGAGUUCAUUACUCCGUUUCCCAGGGGAUUCCUGACAGCCCAAUCAAAGGCAGCUCUGAGGA